AGAAUGCGGGGUGGCAAUACAAAUAACGCAGAUAGGACUGUCAGAAAUGUUCCGACUCACCGGCAUGUAGGUGACAGAUGAAACCGAGCUCAUAUGCCUGGGUCUGACGACAUCUACAUGCCCGUGACAGAAGCCCUUCGAUUGCACCGCAGCCCGACGUGUGCAGAGGCGCGAGGGCCCGUUCAUCGCUGCUUGCAGCUUUAAUUAAUGUGCACUGACACUGACAGUGAUGCCACAGUGUAGCCCUCCUCAUUAAACAUGGCAGCAGUACCUGGACUCAGGGCUCUUCUCAGCCUCCGUCGAUCACUGAUAUUGCAGCAAGCCUUUGGGCUAAACGCAGUACAGUUAACAACCUGCUUUCCCAGGAGUCUUUGCAGCGUUACUACAAAAAAUAAUGAGCCAAAACCGGCGGUGAACGCAGAGAAUGAAUCACUGCUGGAGAACCUGAAUCUUAUGGGAGUUGAUGUGAACAUGGCCCGCCAGCGUCAGCCAGGGGUUUUUCGUAAAGCUUUCACCAAUGAGCAAGGCCUUGCUCAGUUUCUGCAAAGCAAAGGUGCCAGCCGCAAAGCGAUCGCCAGCAUCAUAUCCCGCUAUCCUCGCGCCAUCACCCGCUCCAUCAACCACCUGGAACAACGCUGGCAGCUGUGGAGAAACAUCUUCCAGACCGAUGAAGAAAUUGUGAGCAUCCUGGAUCGCUCACCCGAGUCUUUCUUUCGCUCCAGCGAUAAUGGGAACUUAGAGAAGAACAUACAUUUUCUGACCUCGCUGGGACUCAACUCCAAAGAUCUCCACCGGCUGCUGACCACAGCGCCACGGACAUUCUCCAACAGUUUAGAGCUCAACAGGCAGAUGGUGGAGUGUCUGGAAGAUAUCUGUGCGGAGCUUGGUGGAAAGGAUCCAGAGCAGUUUGCCAAAACUGUCAUAUCCAGAAACCUCUACAUUCUCAUCCGAAGCACAAAGAGAGUCAAGACAAACAUCGAUAACCUGAGAGCUACUCUUAAGCUGACUGACUCUGAACUACUGGAUCUCCUUCAAGGCCAUGGGGCAGAAAUUCUUGAUCUUUCCAAUGAGUAUCUGAAAAAGAAUAUUAAAAGCCUUCAGCAGAAGAUGGUCUCCCUGGGCUGUCCGAAAUCUGACAUCAAAAAACUAAUCAUCAGCUAUCCAAUGGUUCUGUACAUUGGCCCAGAUACACUGAGCUCUAAACUGGACUGUCUCCUAAAAGGAGGAAUUACAAUGAAACAGAUAUUGCAGAAGCCUAAGGUUUUGGACUACAGCACACAGAACAUUACAGGGCGAUUAGAGGAGCUGCAGAGAGUUGGAUAUGACUUCCAGAAGAAUGGCAUCAACAUCCUGGACUCUAGUCGAAAGCGGUUUGUGGCAAAGAUGGAGAAACUUGCUGCCUCACCAGAUGACUGAAUGUAGCAGCCAGUAUUAUUAUGUUAAGAUAAUGAUGGGUGGUGCCUUUCAUUAAUAUUUGCUUCAAGAUAAUCAUGUCUUUUGGUUUCUUUCCAAGAACUAAAAUAUGAUAUCUGGCCAUUAGAAGAUCCCUUCAUAAUGCACUUUCAAUGUAAAUGAUGGGGAACAAAAUCUACAAGCCUCGUUCUGUGCAAAUAUAUAUUUAAAAGUUUAUUUGAAGCUUUAGCCAUCCACAGGAGUCACAUUAAGUCAAUAUCUGUCAAAAUCUUUUUGGUGCCAAAUUCCUGCUUUUUGUUAUGAUCCUUCCACUGCAUCUGAACAGGAAAACACUGUCUGUUGGGACAGAAAGAGGGAAUUAUUUUACUAAAAAGGCUGUAACUCUGGAACAUAUCCACUUAACUUGAUUAACUCAGACUGCUGAAGCCUCAUAUAAGCUUCAGGUAAACUUUUAAAUACAUUUUUGCUCAAAACAAGGAC
Thunnus maccoyii (southern bluefin tuna) is the source of this 1893-nucleotide messenger RNA. Its product is annotated as transcription termination factor 1, mitochondrial. The transcript has 3 exons. The record is from RefSeq and is a predicted model, not a curated record. The coding region runs from base 259 to 1416 and encodes 385 amino acids. Gene Ontology annotation, molecular function: double-stranded DNA binding. NCBI's taxonomy places the organism in Eukaryota, Metazoa, Chordata, Actinopteri, Scombriformes, Scombridae. Gene Ontology annotation, biological process: termination of mitochondrial transcription; regulation of DNA-templated transcription. Gene Ontology annotation, cellular component: mitochondrial matrix.